Molecule: messenger RNA, 987 nt
Organism: Nematolebias whitei (Rio pearlfish)
Lineage: Eukaryota; Metazoa; Chordata; Actinopteri; Cyprinodontiformes; Rivulidae
Exons: 3
Coding region: 1-987 (328 amino acids)
Molecular function (GO): protein binding
Source: RefSeq, a predicted model, not a curated record
AUGUGGGCCUCCCUGUUGCCAUGGUUAUUGUGUUUGCUGCUCCCCCUGCCCUCUGACUGUCAGACGAUGACCUCCUCCUCCCCUCCGUCCGACACCUCCCCGUUCUCCACCCUGCUGUUCCACGGAGGCUCCCUAGGUUCUGGCCUGAGGAACUGCAGCUGCUCGGUUCCGGUCCGCGACUGCGACGAGGCACUGGCCAACACUCGGUGCCGGUGCCACUCGGUGCUGCGCACCUCCCUUCAGCGGCUCCGGCAGGAGGGGAUUCUGACGGUGUGGGUGAAGGAGCCGUGGGUUCUGGAGGAGGUGCUGAACAUCAGCACAGUGGAGCAUCUGCGCUUAUCCUUCUGUGGACCGGAUCGACUCCAGAACCAGCAGCUGGUCCUGCUGGGUCUGCAGACUCUCAGAAUCCACAGCUCUGCUCCAGGAGCUCCUCACCCGACCCAGGAGGUCCAGGUUCUCCCCUCAGCAGGGCCCGCAGCAGAACUCCACAUCACCCUGGUGGAUCUCAGUGUUCUGAACGGUCUGUCGGUUCUGAAGGCCUACAGCGUGAUCGGACCUCCUCCUCAGACCUUGGCCCAGUUCUUGCCCCACCUGGUCUUCAGUCAGCCGUCCCCUGCUGACGGUCCAUUCACUGACCGGGUCCCACCGGGCCCUGCUGCAGCUCUCGGUUCUCUUCCUGCUCCGGUCAACCUUAAAGUCAAGUCUGUCAACUUCCACCAUGUCCUCCACUGGGACCCGGGGCCCGCCAGUCCCCCGGGGACACACUACAUGAUCUUCCAAAGGAUUGGAAGGAAGAUGAAGCGUCUGCCCAACUCGACGUCAGAAACAUCGUUGAAGCUGAAACUGGAACCGCUGAAGGAGUACAGCUUCGCCGUCCGGGCGCUUUACAACCACACCGAGUCUUCCAUGUCCAGCAGGAUCACCUUUGCUCCCUUCAGAGACAGUACGUCAGCAGGACCCCAGCCUGGUUUAGGACAGGCCCGUUAG